AGGCCGGACUGUAAGCGCGGACCGGAUGUUCCCGGGGAAACCCGGAGGUAUGGUUCCCCUCCGGGCGCCCGGGAACCGUCAUGGCGUUGAGGCCUGACUAGGGGGAAGAUGAAUAAGGGCUGGCUGGAGCUGGAGAGCGACCCCGGGCUCUUCACACUCUUAGUAGAAGAUUUUGGUGUUAAGGGAGUACAAGUUGAAGAAAUUUAUGAUCUACAGAGCAAAUGCCAAGGACCUGUGUAUGGAUUUAUCUUCCUUUUCAAAUGGAUUGAAGAACGUCGGUCCCGACGGAAAGUUUCUACUUUGGUAGAUGAGACAUCAGUGAUUGAUGAUGACAUUGUCAACAACAUGUUCUUUGCUCACCAGCUGAUUCCCAAUUCUUGUGCCACACAUGCACUGUUAAGUGUACUCCUGAAUUGUAACAGUGUGGAUCUGGGGCCAACGCUGAGCCGAAUGAAAGAAUUUACCAAAGGUUUUAGUCCAGAGAGCAAAGGCUACGCCAUUGGGAAUGCCCCAGAACUGGCCAAGGCCCAUAACAGCCAUGCUAGACCAGAACCGCGACAUUUACCAGAAAAACAGAAUGGAAUUAGUGCUGUACGGACCAUGGAGGCUUUUCAUUUUGUCAGCUAUGUUCCCAUUAAAGGGCGGCUCUUUGAACUGGAUGGCCUAAAGGUUUACCCUAUUGAUCAUGGGCCCUGGGCAGAAGAUGAGGAAUGGACAGACAAAGCCAGGAGAGUUAUCAUGGAGAGGAUUGGACUUGCUACAGCAGGGGAACCAUAUCAUGACAUCCGCUUUAACUUGAUGGCUGUGGUACCCGACAGGAGAAUGAAGUAUGAAUCUAAACUACACAUCUUAAAGGUGAACCGGCAAACUGUACUGGAAGCUUUGCAGCAGCUCAUCCGAGUGACUCAACCAGAACUGGUGCAUACCCAGAAAUCUCAAGAGCUCCAGACUCCUGAGGAGCCCAGGACAGCCAACAGCAAGAGCUCUACCCCACUGGAAACAGGAAGAACUCAAGUAAUUCCAGAGAGCUCCCAGGCAGAGGGUACUGAGGAUUCCAGAGCCCAGGACUUGCCUGCCUCAACCCAGAGCCCUCCAAGCAAGGCAAAGCUGAGCAGCAAACCACAUGUGAGCAGCAUAAAUGGGGCCCUAUCAGCCCCCAACCCCAUCGUGCAAAGGCUGCCGGCUUUCUUGGAUAACCACAACUAUGCUAAGUCACCUAUGCAGGAGGAAGAGGACCUUGCAGCAGGAGUGGGCCGAAGCCGAGUCCCAGUCCCGCAGCACCAGCAAUACUCUGAUGAUGAGGAUGACUAUGAUGAUGACGAGGAUGAGGAAGUGUGUAAUACCAAUCCUGCCAUCAGCUUAAUUCCCUGCUUCCUCCUCCCUCUGGCUUUGGACAGUUACAAGAGGAAGGGCCUUGUGAAACAGGAGCACCUGAUGGGGAGCGGAGACACCCAGCUGUCUAUGCUGCAGCCCAACACCAUCAAUGUCCUUGCGGAAAAGCUGAAGGAAACUCAGAAGGACCUCUCCAUUCCCUUGUCUAUUAAGACUAGCAGUGGAGGCACAGCAGUAGCUGUUGUUGCCCACUCUCAACCAUCUCCCACACCCAGCAAUGAAAGCACAGACACUGCCUCAGAGAUUGGGAGUGCCUUCAAUUCCCCUCUUCGCUCCCCCAUCCGAUCAGCCAAUCCUACUCGCCCUUCCAGUCCUGUCACUUCUCAUAUCUCCAAGGUGCUGUUUGGGGAAGAAGAGAGCCUGCUCCGUGUAGACUGUAUACGCUACAAUCGGGCUGUGAGAGAUUUGGGUCCCAUCAUCAGUACGGGUUUGUUGCACCUCACAGAGGAGGGAGUUUUCUGCCCUCUUACUGUCACAGAGGGUACAAAAACCUCUCCUCCAUCUAACAAAUCGAAUGAAGAGGUUCAGAUUAUUGUAAAAGCAGAAGCAGUGGACUCUACUGAGCCACGUGACAGCAAGGAGAAGACUGGAAUUGGCAAGUCUACUGAUCCCCCUGCUGGGGAAAAAUAUGUUCCUAAAGAGCUCCUGGCAUUGCUUAAGUGUGUGGAGGCUGAAAUUGCAAACUAUGAGGCCUGUUUAAAGGAGGAAGUAGAGAAAAGAAAGAAAUUCAAGAUUGAUGAUCAGAGAAGAACUCACAAUUAUGAUGAAUUUAUAUGUACUUUUAUCUCCAUGUUGGCACAAGAAGGAAUGUUGCCUAGCCUUGUUGAACAAAACAUCUCUGUUCGUAGACGGCAAGGGGUCAGCAUUGGGCGUCUCCAUAAGCAGCGAAAGCCCGACCGACGGAAACGUUCCAGGCCAUAUAAAGCUAAACGUCAAUAGUCUCAACCUUUGGACAGGACUCAAUAUCCUCUGCUUGCCUCUCUGGCAAUACGGUGCAUAUUUCAUGUACUUCUUCACCAACCAGAGAGCGCUCCGGACAGAGCUUUGCACUGAAAUUGUCUUCAUGUGACCAGUAUUAGUGUGACUACAUCUACCUGUAUUCAACUGGAUUUUAGACAUUGCUCCGGUGGUUUACCAUUUGGGCAUCCAAAGAUAAAGUUUCCCUCCAGAAGUGGAUGUGAGAAGCAUAAAGAGUAGGACCAUUUGAGUGUUUGGCUGACACUGCACUUGAAUAUGUUACUUAGCAACCUAAACCAAUAUGCAGUGCAUCUUGCAGUAGCAAACGGCAGUCUUCAGAGGUUUUACAUGAAUAUUGCUUAAAAAGAAAUAAGUAAAAUCUUUGCAGUUUUGUAGAAGUGCAUUUCGGUUAAGUUGAUGCAUUGUUCAGUUCAGAGAGAGUCAGAAUGUGCUAUGUCCUCGGGAUUAGCUAUUUCCAGAGGAACAAAUAUCUGCAUUACAUCUUUAAGUGUGUGUUUCCUGAAUCCAGUUCAUCCCUAUCAUUUUCAGGUAGCAAUGACCCUCAUUCUGUUGAACUAUACAUAAGGCUCCCUUCAAAUCCCAACUGGUCUUCAAAUCCCGCUAAUUUUUCUCUUGAUUUCCCCUACCCCCAAACUGGUGCUGUCGCAGAGAAGAGAACUACCUUUAUGGGUUUUAUAUGUCCAGAGUAAGGUCCUUUUGAUGUGAGUGUAUUUUUGUUCAUCUGUAACAGCAUGUAGUCUGGAAGCUGCUUUCUUUUCUUUUGUAUGUAUGGAAGCUAUGCACAUACCAUGAUUCAAAUCGUGGAAUUAACUUAUUUUUUUUUAUAUUUUCUUUGGCAGUGGCUUCUUUUUACUCAAAUCCCUAAAACCAUUUUUAGGAAAUCAAACCAUGUGUGGAGAGACAAGGUGGCUGGGUGAUACAAAUUGCCAAAUGAAAAUACUGAAAGAUACACACACAUACACCAUCCUUUUUUUAUAGUGAACUAUUAGGACCAACAUUUUGAGAGAGAUCAGGAUAAACCCCUUCAAUGGGGAUACGAAUCAUUGUUUGGGUUGUUUCUUUCAUGCUUACACUUCAGGGGAAAAUGGAAAGAUUCUAUAGCAAAAUAAUCCCUCUACUUAAUGUAAUCUUACAGUCAAGAAGUAGAAUAGUGAACUUCGCAGGUAUCUUAUGGUGUAAGGAUAAGGGAAAUAUAGCUCAUUUGAAAGCUUGGAAAGGUGGAGAACCUCUGCAAACUGUAGGUCCUCUGACAAGAUAGGACAUAAAGUAAUACUUUUGCAUCACUGAGUAAAUGGUAUCCCUUUCCUAUUGAUUAUGGCUCAGGUUGGAGCAUCUGGCUUAUUCUGCAAGAGUAUAGAUGAUAUUUGGCCAGCAGGAUCUGGUUAUCAUCUGCCUUUGUCUUCCAGAGCUGCCUCAGCACCUCUCAUUCCAGUCCAUUUACAGACUCUUAAUUGCAGUGUAAUCAGUUACCUACCUAGCCACUCCUAAGACAAGUGUUGUUACCAGCUUCUCCUUAUUUACGUGGCUUUAUCUUUGUCCUGUAAGAACAGUCCUUUGUCAAUACGGCAGAUUUAUAAAUGUUUUUAAGCUUUGGCAGAAUGAUAGCAAAUUUGCAUUAAAUUAUGCUAGCUGAUGUCCAGAGGAAUAUUGCAAAUUGUUUUUGGAAGAACAGUUUAACGCUUCCUCUGCAACUUUUAUUCCAUGAAUAUGUACAGUUGAGUCUCUUAGUAUAGAUAUUAAAAUCAUCAUGAGACUCAAAAGAAGAUCAAUGUGAAAAGGGAAUAGUUCCUGAGAAGAUGGUGAAAUAUAUUUGCUUUCUUUGCAAAUAUGUACAGUGCCUGACUGUAAAAUUACUAUUUUUUAUUUGUUGACAGAAUCACCUGUCUCUUGCAUUGUCAAGUGCUGUAAAUAUAUCAGUUCUGUUAAAAAUAAAAUGUAUCUCUAGCCUUCUGGA
Messenger RNA from Thamnophis sirtalis, 4324 nucleotides. Lineage: Eukaryota; Metazoa; Chordata; Lepidosauria; Squamata; Natricidae. The record is from RefSeq and is a predicted model, not a curated record.